UGCUGAGGCAGAUCUGGCUAGUUUCGCGCUCAUCGGCUGUCAGUAACAGCGGCACACACACACGAGUCUGAACUCCGCGUCUCUUUGUCCGCAAUCAUCAUGACACACAGGUGAUCUUCAGUCCCGGUGCUUCUGGGAGUCCAGGUCUGUGUGGUGAGCGAGAGAAAAAGAGGCCACUGAGAAGGGAUUGCCCAGGGCCACAGCGCCCAGAGUCUGAAGGAGAGCAGCAGUUUUCCAGGCAGGACUGAAGAUCAGGAUGGAGAAGGAAGACGUGAAGAUUGUCAACAAGGGUUUGGAGGAUGAGAUGGAGUUGAGUGGAUAUCGGCUGUGCCGAUGGAAGCUGGUUCUGGUGGCAGUCGGCGGUCUCUGUACGGGCGGUUUUCUCUUCCUGCUGCUCUAUUGGAUGCCUGAAUGGUGCGUGAAGGCCACAUGCACACGGACCGCCAUCAGAGAUGCCGAAGUCGCCCUCUUACGAAGCACUGACGAGUUUAAACGCUGGUUUCGAGCGAAGGUUCGGGUAAUGCUGGCCCCUGGGAAGAACGCUUACGACAGCCUGGUACCUCAGACCGCAUCCCUUCAGGCCAAUGACCAUGCCCACAACACAUCUGACUCCGCUCCUGAUAAAAUCACCAGGAACACGGGGGACCAACAUGUACAGGUACUGCAGAUCCGUUAUUUUACCCUCCAUAGCACUAAAUACUUUUGGAAUGACACCAUCCAGAACUUUGAAGUGUUGACAGGCCUGGAGGAUCUGGGCAUGUCCUGCUCAUCCAUUCACUCAAAGCACAGUGCAGGGCUCAGCAAAAACCAGCAGGAGUACAGGAGAUAUUUUUUCGGACUGAAUGAAAUAGACGUGAAAGUGCCUUCUCUUUUCAAGCUGCUAAUAAAGGAGGUCCUCAAUCCUUUCUACAUCUUCCAGCUCUUCAGUGUUAUCCUCUGGUGUACUGAUGAAUAUUAUUACUACGCAAUGGCCAUCAUCGUCAUGUCAGUUAUAUCAAUAGCUACCUCGCUCUACACUAUUAAAAAGCAAUAUGUAAUGCUACACGACAUGGUGGCAACACACAGUACUGUUCGAGUGACCAUCUACAGGGGCGAAAACGAAACAGAGGAAGCCCUGUCCACAGACCUGGUCCCCGGUGAUGUCAUUGUCAUUCCCAGUAACGGGACCAUCAUGCCAUGUGACGCAGUGCUCAUCUGUGGAACCUGCAUUGUUAAUGAGAGCAUGCUAACAGGUGAGAGUGUUCCAGUCACAAAGACAGACCUUCCAAACCCUCAGCAGGACAAGAGUGGUGGUGAUGGAGACACAAUUUACAGCACAGAGGAACACAAGAGACACACACUGUUCUGCGGCACAAACGUCAUCCAGACCCGCUACUACACAGGAGAACUGGUCAAAGCCGUGGUGGUCCGGACCGGUUUCAGCACUGCUAAAGGGCAGCUCAUCCGGUCGAUACUGUACCCCAAACCCACUGACUUCAAACUGUACAGGGAUGCCUACCUGUUCCUGCUGUGUCUCGUGGCCGUGGCCAGUGUUGUCUUUGUCUAUUCAUUGGCUAUGAAAAUCAUUAACAAGGAACCAGUUAAGGAGAUCAUUGUCAAGUCUCUGGACAUCAUCACCAUCACAGUGCCCCCUGCGCUGCCGGCAGCCAUGACAGCGGGUAUUGUCUACGCUCAACGGCGCCUCAGGAAAGUGGGGAUAUUCUCCAUCAGUCCACAGAGAAUCAACAUCUGUGGUCAGUUGAACCUGGUGUGCUUUGACAAGACAGGCACACUCACAGAAGAUGGCUUGGACAUGUGGGGAAUUCAGAGGGCAGAAGACGGCAGAUUCCAUCUUUCAGAGGAAAAAGCAGAGGACAAAAGCUUGGUGAUGACUAAGUUUGUGUCCUGCAUGGCCACCUGUCACUCCCUCACUAAGAUCGAGGGUCAGCUCUCUGGUGAUCCACUGGACCUCAAGAUGUUUGAGGCCACGGGCUGGAUCCUGGUGGAAGCCACAGAAGAGGAGACGGCUCAUCACGACCGCAUUGAGCUCACUUACGUAAAACCGCCCAGUCAGCUGCUUCCACCACCAGUGAUCUCACCAGAGCAGGACAUGGAGCUGUCUGAACUCUACGAGCUGUCGGCGUCAUAUAUGAUCGGUAUUGUGCGGCAGUUCUCGUUCUCAUCCGCCCUGCAGAGAAUGAGUGUUGUGGUUCGUCAGAUUGGAGAGAGACGUAUGGAUGCGUACCUGAAAGGAGCACCGGAGGUCGUGGCAAGCCUGUGCAAGAAAGAGACAGUACCAGAGGAUUUCGCAGAGGUUCUGGAAGACUACACCAAACAGGGCUUCCGGGUCAUCGCGCUGGCACACCGACGGCUAGAAUCCAAACUCACGUUUCACAAAGUGCAGAACAUCAACAGGGAUCAAAUAGAGAAGAAUAUGGAUUUUCUGGGUUUGAUUAUCAUGCAGAACAAACUGAAAACAGAGACUCCAGGCGUACUGGAAGAUCUACGACGUGCCAACAUUCGCACCGUUAUGGUCACAGGUGACAACAUGCUUACAGCUAUCUCUGUGGCACGAGACUGCGGUAUGAUUCAGCCGCAAGACCGAGUCAUUAUUGCUGAAGCUCUGCCCCCUAAAGACGGCCAGGCUGCCAAGAUCAACUGGCACUAUGCCGACAAACCCAGCAAACACUCGAACAAGACUAGCAAACUAGAGGAGAUGGAGAUAAUAAUGGAGGAUGGACAUGCCAUGGAUGAUCAGAGACUGCAGGAACAGUAUCACUUUGCCAUGAGCGGAAAAUCUUUUGCUGUUGUUACAGAGCAUUUCCAGGACCUGCUGCAGAAGAUGGUGCUUCAUGGAACAGUAUUUGCGAGGAUGGCCCCCGACCAGAAGACUCAACUUGUUGAGACUUUAGAAAGUGUAGAUUACUUUGUAGGAAUGUGUGGAGACGGAGCCAAUGACUGUGGGGCGCUAAAGAGAGCUCAUGCUGGAAUCUCCCUGUCAGAGCUGGAGGCUUCAGUGGCAUCUCCAUUCACCUCCACGACUCCCAGCAUCUCCUGUGUGCCCAAUCUGAUCAGGGAGGGAAGAGCGGCUCUCAUCACCUCAUUCUGUGUGUUUAAGUUCAUGGCUUUGUACAGUAUUAUUCAAUGUCUCAGUGUCGCCCUGCUGUACUCGAUUGGCAGUAACCUUGGAGAUUUUCAGUUUCUCUUCAUUGAUAUAGCGAUCAUUCUUCUUAUUGUUUUCACCAUGAGUCUGAACUCAGCGUGGAAGGAGCUGGUGGCUCUGCGACCUCCCUCUGGUCUCAUCUCGGGUCCCAUUCUCUUCUCCGUUCUCACCCAGAUUGUAAUUUGUCUGGGUUUUCAGGUCAUGGCCUUCCUCUUGAUUCAAACUCCAGACUGGUACUUGAACUCUGAUUUCUACAACUGCUCCACUCCCAGUCACGCUGAUAACGCCACAGAGAGCGAAGAGAAAAUCAUGAACGAUGUGAAUACCACACUCUUCUUCAUCUCCUCUUUCCAGUACCUCAUCAUUGCCAUCGUCUUCUCCAAAGGAAAACCUUUCCGUCAGCCCAGCUAUAAGAACUGGCCGUUCGUGCUUUCCUCUUUCAUUCUCAUCGCUUUCCUGUUGUUCAUCAUGUUCGUUCCUAUCUCUGGCAUAUAUCAGUUUUUAGAGCUUGUGUGUGUUCCUCUGUACUGGCGAGUGACUAUGGUGUUUAUCGUGCUAAGCAACAUCAUAGUGUCUGUCUUCAUUGAGACCGUCGUGCUUGACGUCAUCUUAUGGAAGCAUGUGUUCAGCAGAGACAAGCAGGGCAGCUGUGGCGUCUCCCCUGCAGGCCCGACACCACAGGGUGGAAUAGAUAUGUAUGGAUCUAAAUGCCUCUCCUGGCUGUGCUGCCGGCAGAGAAAAGUGCCCAAGGCUCGGUACAUGCACCUGGCCCAAGAACUGAGUGUGGAUCCCGACUGGCCUCCCAAACCUAAGAGCACUACUGAAGCCAAACCCGCCUCUCAAACGGAUGAACGUUCUUACCAGAUCGAGGCAGUUUCCUAGCAUUUCCACACACUCCAUUCUGCACAUCCAAACCACCAGGGAUUUCUUAAGCACGUGAAUCGCUUUUUGUUAAAAGAGACGCCAAAAAACAGAAAUUUUUAAUAACACCUCAUGGAUUUUCCUGUUUUUUUUUUUUUUUUUUUUAAACUGUCUCCCUUUUUUCUUUUUCGCUGCUCAACAUUUGUUUUUUGGGGUCUCUUUUUCUUUUAAUGGCUUGGCUCACAGGCUGGGAACUGUUUGCCCCGCCCUAAUAUUCCCUUCAGCAAAACAAAAUGUAAAAAAUGGAUCAAACUCAUUAUUACCAGAUGUGGCUCUUUCAUGGACCGGGUGGAUUUCAUCUGAUGCAUCUCUGAGCAGUUUUGGCUGUGCAAGUGCAGGAACUCAAGCGUUAUGAUCCUGUCGUUGUAGUUCGGGCUCAAUGGGCUGCGUGCUGUCGCAUUGUAAACCAUCACUGCAGUCUGCAUGUGCAACAAACCAAACUGUAAUGGCUCACAACAUCCAACAUCCAUCUUCAUAUUUCAACAGAGAUAUAUAAUGAAAUAUUAUUAUUAUUAUUAUUAUUAUUAUUAUUAUUAUUUUCAUAUCUCUUCCCAUGGAAGAAUCGAGGCAGGAUUCAGUUGUGUAAGGCCAAACAUUGUUAAAGUCGUUUGUGUUUUGUUCACGUCUCUUGGCGACAGGUUUUGAUUUGUUCCAGCCUGAAACUCUUCGGCAUCAUAAGUAUUGCAGUGACAUGGGCUGUUUCUGAAUAGAAUUUCAUGAGGAAUCUCUGUACCAAAUUCUGGUGCACUUUACAUUAGUCUUCAUGUUUUUACACUAUGAUUGCUAUUGUAAUGAAAUGGUAAUAACAUGUAGUACUUGUAAUAUGGACACUAAUGUAAAGUAUUAAUGCAAUUUAGCUCAUUCACAGUCUGCAGAAGGAAUCAUUGGACACUUGAUUGUCAUUUCUUACCUGAUAGAGAUCCAUUCGAUUUGUCAUAUAAAGGAAAAUUGCCUUUGACACUCGCAAACUAAAUAACAAACCAGGGCCUGAAAUUCAUUUCUGGAAAUGGGGUGAAUGAAACACGUAAUUCUGAAACAUCAAAAAUUUCAUUUAAAAACAUUUUUACUUUUAAAGUUGACAAAAUGCAUUGAAUGUUAACAGAUGAAAUCAUGAGUGAGAGGACCUUACUGCUAAAUUAAAAAUAGAUGGACCUAUAUUAAAGACUGUAGUAAGAUUAUAUAUUAAAUAUUAUGUUUAUAUUAUUAAUAUUAUAGUAUUUACAGUUGUGGCCAAAAAUAUUGGCACCCUUAGUAAAUAUGAGCAAAAUUGUUUUGUCUGCAUUGUCUAUACAUUUGAUCUUUCAUUAAAAAUAAAUCACAAAAAUCUAACCUUUAAUUGAAGUAAAACAAUUGAAAGAGGGGAAAUAUCUCAUUAUUAAAUAAAUAUUUUUCUCAAACGCAUUGGCCAUAAUUAUCGGCACCUUUUAUUCAAUACUUUGUGCAACCUCCCUUUGCCAAGAUAACAGCUCUGAGUCUUCUCCUAAAAUGCCUAAUGAGGUUGGAGAACACCUGGCAACAGAUCUGAGAUCAUUCAUCCAUACAGAAUCUCUCCAGAUCCUUCAAAUUCAGAGGUCCAUACCGGUGGACUCUCCUCUUCAGUUCACCCCACAGGUUUUCUAUGGGGUUCAGGUCAGGGGACUGGGAUGGCCAUGGCAGAACCUUGAUUUUGUGGUCAGUAAACCAUUUUUGUGUGAUUUUGAUGUUGGUUUUGGAUCAUUGUCCUGCUGGAAGUUUCAACCAGGGCCCAUUGUAAACUUUCUGACAGAGGCAGUCAGGUUUAGAUUUUUUUUUUAAUCUGUUGGUAUAUGAUAGAGUCCAUGAUGCCAUGUAUCCACACAAGAUGUCCAGGACCUCUGGCAGAAAAACAGCCCCACAACAUUAAAGAUGCAGCGCCAUUUUUAACCGUGGGCAUUGGGUAAUUCAUCUCUGGUGUUUGCUGCCAAAAAGCUCUUUUUCUGUUUCAUCUGACCACAGGGGAAUCCGGUCUCAUUUGAAGUUCCAGUAGUGUCUGGCAAACUAAAGAUGCUUGAGUUUGUUGUUGGAUGAGAGCAGAGGCUUUUUUUCUUGAAACCAUCCCAAAUAACUUGUGGUGAUGUAGGUGACGUCUGAUUGUAGUUUUGAAAACUUUCUGACCCCAAGACACAACUAAUUUCUGCAGUUCUCCAGCUGUGAUCCUUGGAGAUUCUCUGGCCACUCGAACCAUCCUCCACACUGUGCGUGGAGACAAUAUAGUCACACGUCCUCUUCCAGGCCGAUUCUUAAGAUCUCCAGUUGAUUGGAACUUGUUAAUUAUUGCCCUGAUGGUGGAAAUGGGCAUUUUCAAUGCUUUAGCUAUUUUCUUACAGCCACUUCCCAUUUUGAGAAGCUCAACAACCUUUUGCCGCACAUCAGAACUAUAUUCUUUAGCCUAACCCGCUGUGAUUGAUUAAGGGAAUUUGGCCUGUGUGUUACAUCAUAUUUAUACCCCUGUGAAACAGGAAGUCAUGGCUGAACAACUUCAUGUUCCUAGUCACACAGGUGCACUAAUAAAUGUAAAAUAUGAAUGGGAAUAUACUUCAGAUAUAUUUUACUCAUAAGAAUUUUUAGGGGUGCCAAUAAUUGUGGCCAAUGUGUUUUGGAGAAAAAUAUUUAAUAAUGAGAUAUUCCCGUUUCAAUUGUUUUACUUCAGUUACUUCAAAAGUGGUGGUGGCAUAGUGGACUAAAGCACUGAACUGGUAAGCAGAAGGUUGCUGGUUUGAUCCCCACAGCCACCACCAUUGUGUCCUUGAGCAAGGCACUUAACUCCAGGUUGCUAUGGGGGGAUUGUCCCUGUAAUAAGGGCACUGUAAGUCACUUUGGAUAAAAGCAUCUGCCAAAUGCAUAAAUGUAAAUUAAAGGUUAGAUUUUUGUGAAUUCUUUGAAUGAAAGAUCAAAAGGAUAAACAAUGCAGUUUUUUUUUUUCCACAGCCUUCUUUGCUCAUAUUUUAAUUGUUCAUCUUUAUUGAUUAGUUUAUUAAUUCUCAUCUAUAUGUAACAGUGCUUAAAUUUGUAUUGGAAUUACCUGCAGUAUGAACGUGGAUCUUGCGGGAAUUAUUAAAACUGCGCAACAUUUUUAAAAUAAUUACUGCCACCUGGAAGAAAGGAUUUUUUGGGGGAAUUUUCAAUCUACGACCACACGGAAGCAUCUGAAACACACAGUGGACAGGAGGAGUUUAGUCAUUAUCAGUGUUGGGGGGUGGGGGGGGGGUAAUUCUAUACAACUUACUAAUUAAUACUUUAAAAUUGUAAUCAGAUUACUGACUACUGAUUACUACUUAGGAAAAAAGUAAUCAUGUUACUAAUUACUUUUGUGUUACUUAAGAUACUUUUAACAGAAAAGCUUUUAUUUUUCCACUCAAGGAAUUCAAAAUAAUAUCUAUUUUCCCAUAUUUAAUGUAAUGCACUACACUACUAUUUGAACAAAAAAUAAAACAUUUAUUACAGUAAUUAGAUAACACCCAACACUGAUAUCUGGAUUGCCUUUUUUCUAUGUCCACUACGUUGAUAGCCUUAAAAAAAUAAAUAAAUAAAAAAUUACGUUCUGGAGCACAAACAGUUUUUGUCAAGUGAUCUUAUUGGCUGUUUAAUAACUUGUGAUCGUUUGUUCUUUUGUUUAACUGGAAGAUUCCAAUAGAGUGAACUCAUGUUGGAUUUGAGCGGCGACGGCUGUUGUGUAUCUGGCGUGAUCUUUUGAAAACAGUAUGUUCAAAUUUUGCAGUCCAAAUCAGCACAAUGAAAUUGCUCAAAAUGAGCCAGUAAACAGUAUUACUUUGUCACUCCUGGCUUAAGAACGGUUUUGCUGCUGGUAUUGCAAUAGAGGAAAACAAUGUUUCUAAUACUUAAAGGGACAGUUCACCCAAAAAUGAAAAUUAUCAUCAUCGUUUAUUCACCCUCAUGCCACCCCAGAUGUGUAUGACUUUCUUUCUUCUGCU
Myxocyprinus asiaticus (Chinese sucker) is the source of this 8013-nucleotide messenger RNA. RefSeq names its product polyamine-transporting ATPase 13A3-like. The coding region runs from base 257 to 4024 and encodes 1255 amino acids. Gene Ontology annotation, molecular function: P-type ion transporter activity; ATP binding; ATPase-coupled monoatomic cation transmembrane transporter activity. NCBI's taxonomy places the organism in Eukaryota, Metazoa, Chordata, Actinopteri, Cypriniformes, Catostomidae. The record is from RefSeq and is a predicted model, not a curated record. Gene Ontology annotation, biological process: polyamine transmembrane transport; intracellular calcium ion homeostasis. Gene Ontology annotation, cellular component: late endosome membrane. The transcript has 34 exons.